AUGUCGAACAGACUAACAAUAUCAGAUUACUAUGAUUAUAAACUUUUGAGAGUGACAUGCAUACUAAUCAUCUAUCUUUUGCCACCAAAAUCAGGUAAAAAGGGACUUACAUUAGAAGAAAAACGUACCAAAUUAUUACAAUUUUUCAUUAAAGAUCAUCUGUUCUAUACUAUUAAAGAAGUUGAAUCAUUAGGUGGGAAAUUCACAGGGAUUCAUCCAAUGCAAAUUAAAGAAGUUUUGACAAGUUUAGUUGAUGAUGGAUUAGUUAAUUCAGAAAAAUGUGGAGUUAGUAUAUUAUUUUGGUGUUUUGAAUAUGAUAAACAAAAAAAAGUUAAAGAAAUGUUAUCAAAAGAAGAACAAAAAUUAGGAAAUUUAAAUAAACAAUUCAAUGAAUUACAAGAAAAGAUUAAAUUUGAAGAAUCUGUUAGAAAAAUUGAUGAUGCGGAAUUUAAAAUGAAUGAAAUUUCUAGAUUAACUAAUAUUAAAAAAGAAUUAACAAAUAAAUUUGAAUCAUCAGGUUUUAAUAUGGAAAAAGUUGAUGAAGUUCAAAAAAAUUUACAAAAUGAAAUUGAAAUUGGAGAAAUUUGUACAGAUAAUAUUGAAUCAAUGUUGUAUCAUUUUAAAAAUUCAAAUGGUAUUGAUAGGAAAGUAUUCAAUCAAGAAUUAGGUAUACCUGAAGAAUUUAAAGAUUUUCCAAAUUUAAAUGAAUUUUUUGCAAAGUUAAAAUGA
Messenger RNA from Hansenula ciferrii, 729 nucleotides. RefSeq names its product Mnd1p (gene MND1). Gene Ontology annotation, biological process: reciprocal meiotic recombination. Lineage: Eukaryota; Fungi; Ascomycota; Saccharomycetes; Phaffomycetales; Wickerhamomycetaceae. The transcript is spliced from 2 exons. Bases 1 to 729 code for a protein of 242 amino acids. Gene Ontology annotation, molecular function: double-stranded DNA binding. The record is from RefSeq and is a predicted model, not a curated record.